Rotaria sp. Silwood2 is the source of this 882-nucleotide messenger RNA. The record is from the annotation of a GenBank genome assembly. NCBI's taxonomy places the organism in Eukaryota, Metazoa, Rotifera, Eurotatoria, Philodinida, Philodinidae.
AUGUCAUCAACCGACGUGGCAACAAAUCAAAAUCAAGUAUCAGAUCAAAAAUCUGAUGUCAAUAAAAAUAAACAACAAGAUCAAGCCAGUUCGGACACUGAUAAUCCAAAACAAAUCAAUGGUAAAACUGUCAUUGCAACAAAGGUAACUGGUAAAGUUAAAUGGUUUAAUGUUAAAAGUGGUUAUGGUUUUAUUCAACGAGAUGAUAAUAAUGACGAUAUUUUUGUUCAUCAAACAGCUAUUGUUAAAAAUAAUCCUCAAAAAUAUUUACGUAGUGUUGGCGACGAUGAAAGAGUCGAAUUUGAUAUUGUUCAAGGCGAAAAAGGUCAUGAAGCUGCAAAUGUAACUGGUCCUAAUGGAACUAAUGUACAAGGUUCAAAAUAUGCAGCUGAUGUUAGACCAAACAAUAUACGAGGCAAUUUUCGAGAUGGACGUGGCGGAGGUCGACCUCCAUUCCGUAGUCGAGGAGGACCUUUUCGUGGUCCAGGUGGAUAUGAUCCAGGUUUCGGUCAACAAUUCGGUAAUUAUGGUCCACCACAAAUGAUUGGACGACCACCACGUGAUUUUGGUGCUCCAAUGUUCCGAGGUCGUGGACGACCACCAUUUCGUGGUGGCUUUGGAUUUGACGGAAAUUUUGCAGGCCGAGGACCACGCAUCUUCCGCGGUCCUGGUGCUCCAAUGAUGGGAGGUCCUAUGGGUCCCAUGCCAGGUCCAAUGGGUCCAGCAUUUGGUGGUGGGUUCCGUGGUCGUGGUCGAGGUCGUGGCCGUGGCCGUGGCCGAUUCUUCCGAGGAGCUCGCCAAGGUAAUCAUUUUGAUCCAAAUAAUGCUAAUUACAAUGAAAAUCAAGAUGAUGAACAAGAUGCUGGUCAAUCAUCGGUCUAA